UUGAAGCUCAUCACAUGAUCAGCUGCUGACCGCGGAUGGACGCUGGGUUUUCGGGAUCCGUCGUUUGGGCAGUAGUGCAGGACCCGCUCCGUUCCUCCAGACCGAGCUCGAGCAGCCGUUCGGGGCCGCGGUGAACCGGCAGUUUGUUUGUGAGUGAACGGAUUAGGUGGCGAACCUGGCGCUGCUGGUGGAGUGGAUGAUGAACGGACACGCCAUUCUGUACAGCGGGGUGACUCUGGCCUUCUGGAGCACCAUCCUGAUCGUCGGUAUUUGUUAUACAAUAUUUGACCUUGGAUUUCGGUUUGAUGUAGCAUGGUUUUUGACCGAGACUUCCCCGUUUAUGUGGGCCAACCUCGGGAUUGGCUUGGCCAUCUCCCUGUCUGUGGUUGGAGCAGCUUGGGGUAUCUACAUUACUGGCUCCAGCAUCAUCGGUGGAGGUGUCAAGGCUCCGAGGAUUAAGACCAAGAAUCUUAUCAGUAUUAUCUUUUGUGAAGCUGUUGCCAUCUACGGGAUCAUCAUGGCUAUUGUCAUAAGUAAUAUGGCAGAGAGCUUCAGUGGCACAACACCAGAGACAAUUGGGGCAAGGAACUAUCAAGCAGGUUACUCCAUGUUUGGUGCUGGGCUUACUGUUGGCUUCUCAAAUCUUUUCUGUGGCAUCUGUGUCGGCAUCGUGGGCAGUGGGGCUGCCUUGGCUGAUGCUCAGAAUGGCAGCCUCUUCGUUAAGAUCCUCAUUGUCGAGAUCUUUGGCAGUGCCAUCGGAUUAUUUGGAAUCAUUGUAGCCAUCUUGCAGACAUCGAAAGUAAAAAUGGGGGAUUAGAGAAUGUGAUGCCUGCAAGAUGAAUCAACCACCCAGAAGAAAGACGCUGUGGUUCAGGCACAGACCGACUGUGUAAAUACAUAGUAAAUUAUUUAAAUGUAUUUUUUUUUUUGUGUGUCUGUUUUUAACCAUUGUUUCCUGAAGAGUGAAAUGAGUAAUGCUUUGUCUAAAAGGAUUCAUGGUCUUUUGAACACAGAUCCCUAAGGCAAAAGCCUCCCCCCUCCCUGUUGAACUGUUGAUCGGAAUAAAAUUACAAAAUAAUUUAGUGGAGGAAGAAUUAUAAUGGCUGUGUUGAUAUCUAUAAACUUCUAUAUUCAUUAAUGAUAGUAAUUUAAUCCAUUAGUUAUUCAUGUAUUUUUUCUUUUUAAUUCCCCUUUUUAUUUGAAAUGUGCAAAUAAGCAUUUAAACACAUAAGACAUAAAACUUGAUACACUCUGUAGUCCCUAAACAGAGAGCCCCUUUGAGCACGGUACGUUUGUGGCGGUUUUGAAGUUCGUUAGGCCUGUAGAGUUUACUGUGAUUGCUGUUCUGUACUAUACAAAAGUAAAUCUUGCAACCAGUGUGGUUCUUUGAGGUAGUCUGGCUGUAAAUACUUUUUGCUCCACUGGAGUUCAUUCAAGACAUUAAGGGGGUAGCUUCUUAAACAGGGACAAAGUCUAACCUUGGACUGUACAGCAUUUUGAAUGGAGAUUUUUUUUCCAUUGAAAGAUAAAUAUUGUUUAUGACUUGGCUGUCUGGGAAACUGCCCCCAAGUGUCUAUUGUAAUGUUCUAAUGAAAAGAAAUUUUUUGAUCCUUGAUUGUUGUUUAUUUUCAUGCGUUGUGUUCAUCCCGGGAGUCAGUACACAACGCUGCACCGCCUGUAAGUAAAUACUGAUUAUUUCAAAUCAGUCUGUUUAUUGCUCUAAUCCUGCUUCCCAGGUUUAUCUGGUUCUCAGUCGUCGGCUCACUCUUCAGUUCUGUUUGGUUAAAAACCAGAGGGUAUAAAAAUCUAAAGAGAGUGUGUGUGUAUGUAUGUAAGUAUGCGUGUACAUAUAGGAGCACGUAAAAGUUUAUAUGUGAGGCAUGAGGGUGUUUACCAUUCUGUAAUUCCCUGUUUGUAUGUGGUCUUAAUUUUCUUUUUCUUAUUUUGGUUUAUUUUUGUAUAUCAGAGCAGGAAGUGGUCUUGAUCGCAGCUAUCUCUGGUUUUAUCUGUUGACUGUAUAUGAACUUCUUUUUACAGAAGAUGUUUUUUUUUUCUCUGUUGCUCAGGUUUCUAACAGGAAUACUCCAGAGUUUUUCCACCUAAUCACUGUAUGCAUAGCUUACAGUUCAUUCCUCAUGGACAUCAACUGUGCUGAUGUGUUCCUCUGUGUACAAAGGAAAUAUUUCUUCUCAGUGUACAGGGGUCACAUGCAGGAUCUCUGCUACUUGACGGCUACAGAUGCAGAUGGCGAUUAGGUAGAAAAUGGUGGAGUGUUCCUUUAUAUCUAUAGGUCAGUGUUUUCUCAGUUCUGAGUCCUUGAGCCCCUUGCUCUUCACAUUUGGGGGUUCCCUAAUUUAAGUUUGUAAGGAUUUGGUAACAGUCUGAGUCCAGUUUUUCAAACACAUCUUUAAAUUAAGACUGUCUGAACAUGGAGAGAAUGCUCAGUAUAAUGCUCGGUCGGCCAUCUAAGAAUCUCCUUUGUGCUAAGAAGCUUUUGGGAGACCCACUCCUGAUUAUUUGAAUGCCAGUUGUUAGGAACUGGAGAAGCAUUACAUUUGUAGAGCAGCAGCGGGUGCCAGGAUCACGACUGAGAAACACUGUGGGUGAUUGUUUUAAGAGGCAAGUUGCUGUGAUGUUUGGUCAGCUGAAUUUCAGAAUUUAGAUUUGGAUCAUUUUGACUGUAAGGGGUUAAAAUGGUCUAAAAAAAUCUGUUUUGAUUGCUUGCUCUCUCUUGAAAGCAGGGGUAGUCAGCCAAAAUAUCUCAACCCCGUUUGACCAGUUGGCCUUUACUUGUUUUUAUUUUUUAUUUUCCCUUUAACUGUUAAAAGGCAAAAUCCAGCAUUUUUCAACCUAAUUGCGAUAUGCUGCUGUACUCAAAGGCUAUGUUCACACAACAGGUAAAGGACAUGCUCAAAUUUUUGAGAUGUGAUGUGUGAUUGAUUGUAUGGAAAAUAAAAAACACAGAAUUUGACUUUUUUUUUUUUUUUGCUUUUUCAGUGAUUUAGUGACUCCAGCUGCAACCACUUUAACUUCUUAAUAGUUCCUGUGAUGCUGGAGAAGAUGAAACUGAAACUGCAUGUGAAGCCCAGCUCUUUAGCCUGUGAGCAUCAGUUUUAGGGGUGUGAACUGUUCAGACCAGUGUCUGAUUUAGUUCACAUAAAAUAAAAGGUGGAAACAGCCCAAAACAUUAGGUUCUGUGGCCCUUUUUUACCUGCUGUGUGAACAUAGUCAUAUUAAACUACAGUUUAAACAAGGUCUAAAGGCAGGGAAAACAUUAAACUAAUGCAGACGUUGUAUUUCAAACAGCUUGAAAAAUGCUAGAGUUUUUUGUGUUUACUCAUGAAGUUUUCAGAUUGUAGCAAGAGCAUUGCCUUUUAAUAAAAAUCACAACAGAAGCCAAAAUUUGUCAAAGCAAACUUCAAUCCUGCAACAGACUUUUCACGCUCGUGUGUGUUUUGUGUGUUCACGUUUCUUUCAAAGCAUUCCAAUGAUCAGUCAUGAUGUAAAGUUGAAUCUGCUCUGGUUUCUCUGGUGUCCAGGAAGGACGUUAUAGAGACCUGGACGCCUUCAGGUUAAACACCCAGGCUUGGCGGGGUUCACUCAUAGUUUUAAAGAUUCAGAAUUCUCUUGAAAAUCCCACUCUCUUGACUAUGCCUCCAGUGAUUGUGUUUGAUAUGUUGAUGUGGUGAUUCCAUUGUUUUGACGUGCAAAAGUGGAUCCUCUUGACUUCAUAUUGUUAAUGAACAAAUAAAACUGUCCAAACCAA
Astyanax mexicanus (Mexican tetra) is the source of this 3766-nucleotide messenger RNA. RefSeq names its product ATPase H+ transporting V0 subunit b (gene atp6v0b). The record is from RefSeq and is a predicted model, not a curated record. The transcript has 8 exons. NCBI's taxonomy places the organism in Eukaryota, Metazoa, Chordata, Actinopteri, Characiformes, Acestrorhamphidae. Gene Ontology annotation, biological process: proton transmembrane transport. The coding region runs from base 197 to 817 and encodes 206 amino acids. Gene Ontology annotation, cellular component: proton-transporting V-type ATPase, V0 domain. Gene Ontology annotation, molecular function: proton-transporting ATPase activity, rotational mechanism.